AGGAGAAACUCCUUGGCAAAAGCAAAAGAGAAACUGCAAAGAAAGAAGAGCGAGGCUCAUAAAGGUUCUGAUUUAGUCCAUUUUCAACGUCACAUUCACACUGCAGCCGGCACCAAUUAAGAAACUAUCUACUUGAGAGCUGAGAUCUCGGAUCUAUAGGAAGGCAGCUCAAUAGGAACGCAACAUUCAACAGAUGCAGCAAAGCAAGCAGAAUAUGGCUUCUCUGACCAACGAAGCAGCAGCCAGUUCUUCAUCUUCUUCUCUCCCACUUUCUUCUACUGAUCACCAAAAUCAUUACACAUACGAGGUUUUCCUGAGUUUCCGAGGUGAGGAUACGCGCUAUGAUUUUACAGAUCAUUUGUACAAAGCUUUGUGUCUGAGGGGAAUUAAGACCUUCAGAGAUGAUACGCUUAGCAAAGGAGAAGACAUAUCACAAGAGCUCCUCAAAGCAAUUGACGAGUCCAGAGUUUCAAUCGUCGUCUUCUCUCAAAACUAUGCUUCCUCAAGGUGGUGUUUGAAUGAACUGGUCAAGAUACUUGAAUGCAGAAAAUCAAAAAGACAGGAGGUCAGACCGGUUUUCUACAAAGUGGCUUCCUCAGAUGUACGACACCAAAGAGGCGCCUUCGGUGACGCAUUUGCUACGCUUGGUCGCAGAUACGAGGAUAGCAUGGACAAAUGGAAGACAGCUCUUAAGGAAGCAGCAGAUUUGUCUGGAUGGCCUUUGAAGGAUGGCGAGUAUGAGACCAAAUUCAUCGACGACAUUGUUGAGGAGUUGUCCGCCCAAGUGAUAAACCCUUCAUGUUACUUGAAUGUUGCUGAGUAUCCAACUGGAUUACAGUCUUGUAGACAAGAUGUCAUCAGACUUUUACAUGCCGAGGAAAAUAUUGUUCGCAUGGUAGGCAUAUGGGGACCUGGGGGAAUAGGAAAGACCACAAUUGCGAAGGAUGUGUUUAAUUCAAUUCGCCGUAAGUUUGAAAAUAGCUGCUUCUUGGCAAAUGUUAGAUCUAAUUCAAAUGGCCUAGCCCAACUGCAAGAGAGACUUUUGCGUGAUGUUUUAAGGGACCCAAAUUUGGAGGUGAGCGAUGUUGAUCAGGGAGUCAGUUUUAUAAAGGAAAGAAUGCAAAAUAAAAAAGUUCUCUUAAUCCUUGAUGACGUGAGUCAUUCUAGCCAAUUAAAGAACUUAGUUCCAUCCCCUGAUUGUUUUGGCCCAGGCAGUAGAAUUCUCAUAACAACAAGAGAUAAACGUUGGCUAACUGCUCAUCAAGUUGAUGAAGUUUACGAGGUCGAAAUGUUAGAUGAUGAUCAGUCUUUGGAGUUGUUUAGCUUGAAUGCAUUUAAAAGAAAUAGACCUCCAAGCAAUUAUCUAGAACUUGCACAACGUGCAGUACGGUAUGCCCAGGGCCUUCCAUUAGCUUUGAUAGUUUUAGGCUCUCAUCUAUUUCGUAGAAGCAGAGAGGAGUGGGAAGCUACAUUAGAUAGUAGUAGGGGAGAAGAUCCUCACAAAGAGAUAAGAGACAUUCUCAAAAUAAGUUAUGAUGCUCUGGGAGUAGAUUUGAAAGGAUAUUUUCUUGAUAUCGCUUGUUUCUUUAAAGGGCGGCCUGUAGACUGUGUGAAACCAAUACUAGAAGCUUGUUAUGACCUCAAAUUUGUGAUUGGUAUUAAACAACUCCAAGAAAAGGCCUUAAUAAGAAUUGACGAUAAGACUAAUGAUGAGACUAAUGAGCUGGAUGGAACAGAAACAGGUGUGAUUUGGAUGCAUGACUUGAUAGAAGAAAUGGGUCAAGACAUAGUGUAUCAGGAGUCACCUGAUGAACCCGGGAAACGCAACAGAAUGUGGAGUGAAGAAGAUGUAGAAUACGUUUUAACAAAUAAUACAGGUACAAAUAAAGUUAUAGGCAUUCAGGUCCCGUGGCUAUCAUCUACAAUAUCUUUGAAUGCUAAAAGCUUUUCAGAGAUAAGGAAUCUUAGAUAUAUUUCUAUGAUGAGAACAUCCUUUUAUGGAGAUAUUGAUUAUCUCUCCAACCAGUUGAGGUGGCUAGAUUGGCAAGAAUGUCCGUUGCAAUGUUUUCCAUCCGAUUUUCAAGCAAACAAACUUGUGGAGCUCAACAUUUCUGGCCACAAAAUCAGACCACUAUGGGAGGGACGUAAGAAUUUUUCAAGGCUAACAUGUAUGGAUUUAAGUUAUUGUACAUCCCUAAAGAAACUCCCAGACUUGAGUGGAAUCCCUAACUUGAAAGAGUUGAAUUUAAGUAGUUGUACAUCCCUAAAGAAACUCCCAGACUUGAGUGGAAUCCCUAACUUGAAAGAGUUGAAUUUAAGUCGUUGUACAUCCCUAAAGAAACUCCCAGACUUGAGUGGAAUCCCUAACUUGAAAGAGUUGAAUCUAUGUUACUGUACCAGUUUAGUUGAGGUUCCUGAUUCUGUUGGAUUGCUUGAUAAGCUUGUUACCUUGAAUGCUGGGAGUUGCUCUAACCUUAUUAUGUUUCCAAGAAAAAUCAACUUGAAAUCUGUGGAAACAAUCUCUAUUAGAUAUUGCAAGCUUGAAGAAUUUUCAGAAGUUGGGGAACAGAUGGGUUUCUUGAGAAGAUUGGAUCUAGGUCGCACUUGCAUUAAAGAAUUGCAUCCGUCCAUUACAAGGCUUAUCAGGCUGGAAGAGUUGGACCUUGAACGCUCAAAACUGGCUACAUUUCCAAAAAUUCUAGUAAAGAUGGAUUCCUUGAGACGACUCUCUCUUGACGGCAGUGACAUAAGAGAAUUGGAUGAGUCAAUUGAAAAUCUCAUUGGGCUUGAAGAGUUGAAUCCUGCUGAUUGCAAAAAUCUCACAACUCUACUGUGCAGCAUUUAUGGGUUGCAAAAUUUAACGGAACUUUAUCUUACUAACUGCUCAAAACUCGCUAGAUUUCCAACAAAUACCGAAAGUUUGAAUGUCGAUGGUUGCUCACUAUCACUUCCCAAGCUAAAGUGCUUGUAUAUGGGAGGAUGCAGUUUAUUAUCAGAUUGUGAUUUCCUGAUGACUCUUGAUUGCUGGGAAACAUUAGAGUGGCUUAAUCUGUCAACAAACAAUUUUGUUAGUCUUCCUGCUUGCCUCACCAAAUUUGUCAACUUGCGGUGGCUUGACUUGUCCGGUUGCAAGAGACUCCGAGGAAUUCCGGAGCUUCCACCAAGCGAGGAUGGCUUUUUGUGUGGAAAAUUUCUGAAAGUCCAGAUGAAGGAGGAUGUUCUGGUUGUUGGGGUUGGGAAGUGUGUCCUACGAAUUGAUACUACUAAAGUUGCAAAGGGUGAAGUCCCUUCUGCUGAGGUUCCUAUUAAGUGUCCUGUUGAAAAGCUCAUUGAUGGGGUCCAAUUUGUUGGUAAACAUGAUGGAGAGGUGACAGAUUUAUCAAUGUGCCAAUGGAUGACCACCCAGCUGGUUUCUGCUUCUAUGGAUGGAACUCUCCCAACAGGCCUGAUCUCUACGGGGCCGCUUAAUCGGGAAGUGAAGAUCUGGUCCUCAGCGAGUGAAGAAGGCUGGCUACUUCCCAGUGAUGCUGAGUCAUGGAAAUGUACCCAGACCUUAGAGUUAAAGGGCUCUGCUCAACCUCGAGUUGAGGAUGCAUUCUUUAAUCAAGUCAUAGCAUUGUCACAAGCUGGCCUUCUUUUAGUUGCAAAUGCUAAGAAGAAUGCUAUAUAUGCCGUGCACUUAGACCUUGGUGGUGAGCCAGCAUCUACAUGCAUGGAUUACAGAGCAGAAUUUACAAUGCUUAUUUUGAGCUUUACUGGGACAAGUAUAUCACCUCAUGGUGAAUAA
Molecule: messenger RNA, 3787 nt
Organism: Rosa chinensis
Lineage: Eukaryota; Viridiplantae; Streptophyta; Magnoliopsida; Rosales; Rosaceae
Product: disease resistance protein RUN1
Exons: 7
Coding region: 194-3787 (1197 amino acids)
Biological process (GO): signal transduction; defense response
Molecular function (GO): ADP binding
Source: RefSeq, a predicted model, not a curated record